Molecule: messenger RNA, 3442 nt
Organism: Felis catus (domestic cat)
Lineage: Eukaryota; Metazoa; Chordata; Mammalia; Carnivora; Felidae
Gene: ZNF550
Product: zinc finger protein 550
Exons: 4
Coding region: 1680-2939 (419 amino acids)
Biological process (GO): regulation of transcription by RNA polymerase II
Cellular component (GO): nucleus
Molecular function (GO): RNA polymerase II transcription regulatory region sequence-specific DNA binding; DNA-binding transcription factor activity, RNA polymerase II-specific
Source: RefSeq, a predicted model, not a curated record
GGGAGCGGCGGCGUGCUGUGCCUCAGUUUCCCGGCCCCGAAAGGCGGCCGGGGCCACGUGGGGAAGCGCUCGUUUCUGGCAUCCAGCGGGACGCUGUGUGGAAGGGACAGGUGCGGUUUCUGGAAUUCCCCUUCGGUCCUCGAUGGGUGCGGAGAACGACCGGCACUCCCGAGACCUCACAGCGGGUUCCGGCCGCGCCCCUUCCCGAGGCCGUGACCUUGAGCGAGUCCCCUGCGCCGCUGGGCCCAUGUGCUCCCGCAGGUGAAGUAGUAUUAACGGUUCUUCGUCCGGGUUGAGGGCCCUGGAAAGCCUACGUGGGUGACGUGUGUCCCCCGGUGUCCCGCAGGGCUCUGGGGGCUCUUUCCACGGAGAUGCCUCCUGAGCCUGUGUUGAUCGCGGAGGCGCGACCCGGCGGGAGUCCGACUCUUGCGCCUUGCCUGCUUCUAGCCUCUACCAGGCUAGGGCGGGGGUGGAGAAUGGGGACGCAGUUUCUGGAAUUGCCGCUGUGCUUGGGCGGAGAGGUGGAAGCCUCUCCUGGCUGAGAGCCAGGGCGGCCAAGGAGUUUCCGUUCACAGCACACGGAACCGGCUUUCCCUGACAGUACCGGACCUGUUUUCUUAUCGAAGACAUUCAGUUAGCUUUGACCAGGGAGUCCAUCCACACGGUCAGUGCCAAUCGUGUGCGGGCGUGGGAUGUCCCCUUGCACGCACAUGCACAGGGAGCUCCGGGGACGCGCUAGCAGUCGCCCCAAGCCCCCCCUUCAUGGCCUAGACCGUUGUCAGCACAUGUCUUCCUCCCAUCCGCAGGGCGCCGCCCCUCACUUUUAUUUCAGACCCACCCUGUUGCCCCGUGCGAAGUUCACUAUCAUCUCUUCAGUCUUCUUGCUCCAUUGUUUUGUCUUUGGAAUCUUUAGGGCCCUCUGACAUGGUCUUGCUGAUUUUAGUUGCUUGUUCAGGAUCUGUUUCCAGCCCCGGAUCGUGAGCGCCUGUUGCUGCUCUAUGCCAAGACCUAGAACGGCCUGGGCUUGUAAAAGGUACUCAAUAAAUGGUUGAAUGAGUGAAUGGGUCUCCCGCCCAGGGGCUCCCAUCAUACUUGUACUAAAUGCACACAAACCCCACCGUGGCCUUCAGGGCUGUGCUGGAUCCGCAGGGGAGACACCUCCCGGCUCCUCCCCUUCCCUUCUCCUGCUCAGCGCACCCGGCUGGGUGGUGCUGAACUUGCAAAGUCUUUCCUAUUUUGCAGCCUUCCUCCUUGCACUUCCCUUCAUCAGACAGGCCUCUGCAGGGCUGUCUCUCCUGUGCAUCAGUGUCACCUACUACAAGAGCCUUUUCCUGGUUGUUUUAAUUCUGGCGAAGGUGCCCCUGGCCCCCACCUGCCUGUUUUCUGGAGACAGUGUCAUCUUUUGCCAGAUGUUCUGAUCCUGUCUCUAAUGUGAGAUUGCGGGCUUUCUAGAGCUGCCUAAGCCCCAGGCUGCGGGCUGUGACAUGGACGUGAUAGUGGCAUUUACGUUAUGGGCUGUGGGAGGAUUAGGAAAAGUCACAAAAUACAUUGAACGCAUUCGACCCUGGGCACUCGAGUGUCCACAUGUAAACCUUUUCGUUUUAGUUCUCAGAACUGCCUGGUGAAGUGGGAAUGAUUAUGGUAUCGAUGUGGAAACCAAGGCUUAGAAAAAUGAGGUGAUGUCCUCCCCACGGUCACAGCUGGUUUUGGUUACCUUUAAGGACGUGGCUGUGACCUUCACCCAGGAAGAGUGGGGACAGCUGGAACUGGACCAGAGGGCCCUGUACCAAGAGGUGAUGCUGGAGACCUGUGGGCUUCUGGUCUCACUGGGGCACGCAGUCCCCGAAGCAGAGUUGACGCACCUGCUGGAACAUGGGCGGGAGCUGUGGACUGGAAAGGGAGGCCUCUUGUGGAGCACCUGCCCAGGUGACAGCGCCAGACUUCGGACCAGAGACCCAAGCGCUUGUCAGCCGGUUUUGUCUGCGGGAGCCUGGCUCCGGGGAAGCCUGGCCCAGGGACCUUCAAGGGCCUCCAGGUUGGUGCAGGCCAGGGAUUGGGAAGGGCCUCUGGAAACGCAGAAAGGUCGACUGACGCCUGGGAGGGAGGCUCACAAGACCCACCUUGAGAGAAUGAACCUUGAAGAUGACGGUUUGGGGACAGAGGACGAUCUGCACCUCCAGGUGCUGCAAAAGAGAGUCUCUCCGGGAGAGGUGCUCUGUGAGCGGGACCCACAGGGACCGGACAGAGGCUGCGCGCUUCGUGCGGGGAGUGACCUCUACAAAUGCAAGCAGUGUGGGAAAGGUUUUAACCGCAAGUGGUACCUCGCGCGGCAUCAGCGGGUCCACACCGGCACAAAGCCCUACGAAUGCAACGCGUGCGGCAAAGCCUUCAGCCAGAGCUCGACCCUGAUCCGGCACUACCUCAUCCACACCGGGGAGAAACCAUACACGUGCCCGGAGUGCGGAAAGGCCUUCAAACGCAGGUCCUACCUCCUGCAGCACCGGCCGGUCCACACCGGGGAGAAGCCCUACGAGUGCGCCCAGUGUCGGAAGGCCUUCGCCCACCGCUCCACUUUCGUCCGGCACAGCCGCACCCACACGGGAGAGAAGCCCUUUGAGUGCAGGGCCUGCGAGCGGUCGUUCGGCAACCGAGCGCACCUGAUCCAGCACUAUGUGGUGCACACGGGGCAGAAGCCGUACGAGUGCGCCGAGUGCGGCAAGGCCUUCCGCUGCGGCGCGGAGCUCCUGCAGCACCGGCGCGUGCACACCGGGGAGAGGCCUUUCGCGUGCGCCCAGUGCGGGAAGGCCUUCCACCGCAGCACCUACCUCCUGCAGCACUCGGUCAUCCACGCUGCGGAGGCGCCCCACCGCUGCCCCCAGUGCGGCAAGGCCUUCAAGCGCCGCUCACACCUGCUGCAGCACCGGCGGGUGCACCCCUGAGGGGGCCCCUCGCGCCCUCCCCCUGUGCCUCUGCCCGCCCUCCAAGAGGGGUCCCCAGCGGGAAGCACCGCUCACCGUGCAGAACGGCGGAGAGAUUUGCUUGGCCCUCAGCCGCGUGAGCGGCCCCACCGGGCAUGGGCCGCGUGCGGGCGGCCCCCCACCAUCGGACUGGAGCGGCAAACUGUGGGGGGCAGGGCACUCGGGCCGCCUCUGUCGGGGACGCACCGCGGAAGGAUGUUCCUGGCACAACCUAGGGGCCUCUAGCCAGAAGGGGCACCUUCCCUGCCAUUGGAGAAUUCAGAACGAACGGGAGACGUCAAUGUCGUUGCUGUGAGAAAACCCAUGACACGUGGGCGGACACUGCAGGGGCCCUCUGGUGCCCGUGAAAUGGCUGAGGGACAGGACAGGGGGUACUGUGCACUUACACGGACGUCGGCCACAAGUCUGCCACUUAGCCACCUCGGCAUUGCUUUUAAAAGAAUAAAAAGGGGUGGAAACAUAGA